Fusarium verticillioides 7600 is the source of this 1047-nucleotide messenger RNA. RefSeq lists its product as hypothetical. Gene Ontology annotation, molecular function: hydrolase activity. The coding region runs from base 29 to 955 and encodes 308 amino acids. The transcript has a single exon. NCBI's taxonomy places the organism in Eukaryota, Fungi, Ascomycota, Sordariomycetes, Hypocreales, Nectriaceae. The record is from RefSeq and is a predicted model, not a curated record.
GUAUAUUGUAGAACUGUCUCAACCAGCAAUGGCUUCCGAUCUGUUUCCAGGCUUCACUAGCCAAUCUAUCGAGACUUCUGACGGUGCAAUCUUUGUCCGCACCAAGAUCGACUCAGAAAAGCCCCCUCUUCUACUCCUGCAUGGUUUCCCUCAGACACACGUCGAGUAUCACCGAAUCAUGCCCUCCCUGCUCCCUCACUUUAGUAUUAUACUCUUAGAUCUGCGUGGAUAUGGCCAAUCAGCCACCGUCCAUAGCACCAGCGGAUCCGGCUAUUCCAAGCGGCUGAUGGCCAACGAUUGUAUCUCCGUCAUGUCCCAGCUAGGAUAUAAUAAAUUUCUCCUUGUCGGACACGAUCGUGGCGCCAGAGUUGCUUACCGUCUUGCCUUCGAUCACCCUGAAGCAGUCUUAAAAGUGGUUGUUAUUGACAUUAUCCCAACUGCAGCUAUGUUCCAAGGUUUUGGAGACGUGACAGCUGGACUGAAAGCUUACCACUGGCUCUUCCUCGCCCAACCUGACCCAUUCCCCGAAAAAAUGAUUCAAGGCGCGGAUAAUGGCAAGCACUACUUGGAACAUACCUUGGCGAGUUGGACGAGGAAGAAGUCACUUGAGGACUUUGAUGAGAGGGCACUCGAGGAAUAUAGAAAGGCGUACUGCAAUGAAAAGAGGAUCCAUAGCACUUGCGAGGAUUACAGAGCUGGAGCGUUCCUGGAUAAGGUCUAUGACGAGAAGGAUUUACAAGAGGGAAACAAGAUACAGGCUCCCAUGUUGGCUAUUUGGGGCAACGCCGGAGUAUCUGCCGAGUCUUUGCAAAACAAGUCAGAAGGGCCCCUUGAAAUCUGGCAGAAGUAUGCUCGAGACGUGCGUGGCAAGGCAUUGGAGUGCGGGCACUUUAUUCCUGAAGAGGAUCCACAAGGUCUAGCUGAGGCACUGAUACCAUUUCUCCUCGAGGAGUAGCCAAGGGACUUUUCAUGUUAUCCUGAAGCCUUGACAAAAGAGCUUUUAAAAAUGAAUUAAUAACGCAAAUGAAAGAACUCUAUUCAAAUCAC